CAGGUGCUGCAUCAGAUUGGUCGCGCCAGGGGGGUCGAUGCUGGCGAGCCGUUGGCGCGCCCCCGUGCGCCGCCGCCCCCCUGCCGCCAGCACGGCCAUGGCGCCGGCCUGGGGUGCCGCCCGCCUCGCCCGGCUGCUCCGCUCGCGGGCCCCGCGCGCGGGCGCCAGCACGCUUCGCCUCCGCGGCCCCCGCGGCGCCGGACGGGGCGGUCGUGGGCACGUACUCCCGCCAGGCGGACCUGGCCAAGAGCUACCUGAAGGAGUACGAGGCCGCGAGGAUCAGCGGCAACGCGCACGAGGCCCUGAGGAUGAUGCUCAAGAAGGCCUCCGCCGCGGCGCAGGGCGUGCACGUGAGGCUGCCGCUGGGCCACGGGCAGAAGGACCUGAGGCCGCGGUCUCGGAUCCCUUGGCUGCCACCGGGCCGUCCCGGAUUUCCACUGCGCCGGGGGCGCCCCCCGCUUCGAGCUGCCCGUCACCGUCCGGGUGCCGCUGUGGCCCGAGCGCGUCGGGCCCGCGCGGGUGCUGGCGGAGGGCGUGCCGUGAAGGGCGCCCAGGGGGCGGAGACGGGGGGGGGGAGGGUGAGUGGCGUCGCUGUCUUCGCUCGCCAGGCGGGGUGA
Messenger RNA from Prorocentrum cordatum, 617 nucleotides. Lineage: Eukaryota; Dinophyceae; Prorocentrales; Prorocentraceae. The record is from the annotation of a GenBank genome assembly.